This is a messenger RNA of Papaver somniferum (opium poppy), 387 nucleotides long. RefSeq lists its product as uncharacterized. NCBI's taxonomy places the organism in Eukaryota, Viridiplantae, Streptophyta, Magnoliopsida, Ranunculales, Papaveraceae. The record is from RefSeq and is a predicted model, not a curated record. The transcript has a single exon. The coding region runs from base 1 to 387 and encodes 128 amino acids.
AUGGGUCGUCCAUACUCGUAUUUCAAUAGCAGACAAAUGGAAUUGAGAAAGGAUGUGAAACGGGCUUUUGAAAUUCUGAAGUGGAAGUUCGCCAUCAUUUGUGGGCCUUAUCUUGGUCUAACUGCUGGUGAAAUGCAUAAGAUUAUGCUGACUUGCAUAAGUAUGCAUAACAUGGUAAUUCAGGAAACCCGUCGUAAUAAUGAUUGGACUAACCAUGAAGAUGAAAACUUAAGACCUGAGAUUCAACCGGGAAGAGGAUCACCUGCAAGGAACUAUGCACAAAUGACUAGUCACAUUGAGAUCAAAACUAUGUAUGACAGGUUAAGGGAAUAUCUCAGAGCGAAUAUCUGGUCUGAGUUUGGAAGAGGUGGAGAGCGAAUUGAUUAG